UGGAGCGAGAUUAACGCGCUGGGGGAAGCUGGCGAGACAAAACAAAAGCUGCACACAUUUCAUCCACCUGGCGCUGGUCGCUUGUUAUUCGAAUAUUGUUUGUUUGUCCCCCACCCCCCUUUCCCCUCUCCCGAUUUUAUAUCUUCAAUAUAUUGCUCAACAAUGCCGACCAGCACGUCUUUGCUAGAGGGCGACGACGGAGAAUCGGAGGUCCCGCCGCCGCCGCUCGUGCACGCUUUCGCCGGUAUGGGCCUCGACGAGCACAUCGGCACCCAAAGGCAGACUGCAGCUGAGCAAUCGGAUGAAAGCUCAGCCUUGUACCAUCACCACCAUCACCUCAUGCCGGCGUCCCGCUUCAACCUCCUCGGUACGGUCCUCGACUUGAAGCCGCUGCAGCAUCGACCACCUUCGGGAGACGAAGGGAACGUCACGCCCGAGGACGAAGACCCACAAGUUCCAACCACUUCGGGUAGCCCGUUGCUAUCGCAGGCCCAGCAGUACAUCCACUCUUCGGGGUCGGGCGGCUCCCCGAUGCCGUCCGCUUUGGAGCAAGUGGAGACUGUGUUGCUGUACAACGGAGACGAGCGGGGGGACGACGCCGGCGUCUACUGCGGAGAGCCCGGCGGCGGCUCCUUCGAGGCCGAAGCAUCGCUCCUGGCUCGCCGGAAAAGUGUCAACACGACCGAAUGCGUGGCCGUGCCGAGUUCCGAGCACGUCGCGGAGAUCGUGGGCCGACAGGGUUGUAAGAUUAAAGCGCUUCGAGCGAAGACCAACACGUAUAUCAAGACGCCGGUGAGAGGCGAGCAGCCGGUUUUCGUAGUGACGGGACGCAAGGAAGAUGUAUGCAUGGCCAAGCGGGAGAUCCUGUCGGCCGCUGAGCACUUCUCCCUCAUCCGGGCCUCCCGGAACAAAGCGGGGUCGCUGUCGGUCGCCUCCGGGCCAGGGAUCCCCGCUCUGCCCGGACAGACCACCAUUCAGGUGCGGGUGCCAUAUCGUGUCGUAGGACUGGUUGUGGGUCCUAAAGGAGCAACCAUCAAGCGCAUCCAGCAGCAGACGCACACCUACAUCGUCACGCCGAGCCGCGACAAGGAGCCGGUGUUCGAGGUGACGGGUAUGCCGGAGAACGUGGACCGCGCCCGCGAGGAGAUCGAGGCGCACAUCGCCCUGCGAACGGGCACCUGCGGCAGCGGCGUGGAGGUGCCCGGUGCAGACAACAAUGACUUCCAGUUCAACGGCACGGACGUCAGCUUCGAUAACAACGGCGAUGGCGGCUGGCUCCACGCGGGCGGCCUCCUCCCGGCGAACCCAGGCAGCGCCCAGCGGGUCAACGCGAGCGGCGCCGUUCGCAUUUCUUCCACCUACCGCAACGACAGCUCCAGCUCCCUGGGCAGUGGCUCCAGUUCUACCGACUCGUUUUACGGAGGAGGCGGCGGCGCCAACCGCAUGGCUGACUUCAGUCCUACGUGCUCAUUCAACGCCAAUUCCAACAACAACAAUAACGGCAGCAACAAUGACAACCCGGGGGCCAUGAGCUUCUGGUUCGGAGACGGCCUGCCUCCGGCGGGCUCAGAGGAGCCGGUGGCACCGGCGGGCGGGAGCUCCUCGUCGGGAUUCGAACCCCUGAGCGUCUCCACGGGGCAUGUGUCUCAUUCCGGCGCGCACAUCUGGAGCCCCUUCGUGGACCACCAAAGUCUUCAGGCCUUCGACACACGUCCCGCUCAGACGAGUCAACCCGGGACGCCCCGCCUCUCCCCCACCUUCCCCGGUGCUGACGCCCCGGAGCACCCUCAGGCGCUGCACGUGCGCCGCGCCCCCUUCAGCGGCGCUCACCGCCCGCCUUCCUACUGCUCGGCCUUUUCCUCCUCCUCCGGCGACAGCUCAUCCUCAUCACCGCCUGAGCACUCCCUCGCCUAUGGGGCUGGGGCCACGGUGGGACCGGGGCGCCGCCCGGCCCCUGAAUUGUGCGUCCGUUGCCUGGAGGGACGGGCGGUGGCCGCCCUGGUCCCCUGCGGCCACACGCUUUUCUGUGCGGAGUGCGCCGCCCAAAUCUGCCAGUGUCCCGAUGCCGCCUGCCCCGUGUGCCUGUCGCCCAUCACCCAGGCCCUCCGGCUGCGCAACAUGUGACUGGCGGACGCCCGAACCCUCAAAUGUAGCAACCAGGAAACGUUUUAGUCACCUUUUCUUUCUUGUUUUUUUUGUUGGAAUUUGCAGCAGUCUCAUGGACGCCGCUCACUGGAGGGGGCGCGUGUGAGCAUGUUUACAAAUGACAGGAACCCCGGCCGUAUCGUAUUAACCAGUCAUAUUAUACAUUCAUGCAUUACAUACUAAAGCAGCAUGAAAACGCGGCUUGUUUUUGUUCUUUAACACUCCACGGUGCGUCUACUCGUUACCUUAGCGGUGCUACUUACUCCCCCCCAGCUCGCCGAGGAGCCACUACGCCAGGAUCAAAGUUGUUUACGGUUAAAACUCGUGCCUGAAAUUAAGUUCCGGAAAAAUUUCAGUUCGCUUUAAAAACAUUUUUUUAAAAGUGCGUGGCCUUUUUCUUUUUUUUUUGGACUGAUGUAAUGUACACAUCAGGGUUCCAAGUCUUUACAGGUUUUUUUGUUUUGUUUUUAUGCUUCAUCCUUUUUUGAUUAUAUUAAGUGCUAACAUUCCUUUCACAAAAACUACUAUAAAUCUAGGAACAACUCUUUGAAUGUUCUCCAGUAUUCACGUUUUUGUUUGGUUUAAUAAACGUACGAUUUUCAUUUCCUCAUCCUGCCGCUGGGCCUAUGCAAGAGUUUGCCUGGUUUGGGGAAAACAGGGCAAGGGGAAGGGGGAAAAAAAAAAAAAAAAAAAAAGAGCAAUUUGAUGGUACACACUUUUUCGUUGUGACUUGGGAAAUCCAUUCCUCACCCCCCGAAACAAAAUCAUCUCAGAUUAUUAUUAUUUUGUUAACUUACAGGACAGUUGGCAGGACAUUUUUCAGGAAGCGGCUGGAGUUUAGACACUACACAGCUAAAAUUCAGUUUUCCGGUUAUGUUUUUUGGGGAGCAUCGAAACGAAUCCACAGAAAAAGCGUCCGGGCUCUUUCCUCUCUGAUCUUUUAUCCGUCCUUCUUUUAAUGUUUCGGUGAGGGUGAAUGCAAUAUACAUGGUCAACCCUCAGCUUAUUGUAUUAUAUUAUUAUUAAGGACCGAGAUAGAAGUUAUUUUUAUUUUGUUACAUUUCAUAUUCUAUAUAAGUAUCUAUAUUCCGAUGUUUACAAUAAGAUUUUAAUUUUUCUAUUUUGCGAUAAACACGAAUGAAGAGUUUUGCAAUGCUUUAUCCGCUUCGUAGUUAGUUUUUCAUCGGAACGCCGCCACUGGAAAUACGGAAUGUGCGUGCACAAGCAUGUCUGCGUUUUAUAAAAGAAAAAAAAAUUAAUAAAAUUAAACCGCUGAAGAUAUGAGCUGCCUGCUAUUGCGUGUUUAAGUGUACAUUUCUUUAGUAGCCAUUUUUGUGUGCUCAUUUUACUACUUUAUGUAUAUGUAGGGGGAAAGUCUUAUGGCAUAUAUUUAAAAAAAAAAUCAAUUCAAAAUGGGGUGGAGUCAGAAGUUAAAAAGAAAAGCAAGACUAUAUUUUAUAAAUGGGCCUUUUAAGUUAUUGCGGCCUAAGCACUGAUGUUAUUAUUAUAUAUUUGCUGUAAAGAGAAUUUUAAGAGUUUUAUUUUUCUGAUAUUAAAGUUACUUAAUAAAGAUGGUUUCAUUUAAAGCCA
Messenger RNA from Phycodurus eques (leafy seadragon), 3735 nucleotides. Its product is annotated as RNA-binding protein MEX3B-like. The transcript is spliced from 5 exons. The record is from RefSeq and is a predicted model, not a curated record. Gene Ontology annotation, molecular function: RNA binding. The coding region runs from base 163 to 2124 and encodes 653 amino acids. Lineage: Eukaryota; Metazoa; Chordata; Actinopteri; Syngnathiformes; Syngnathidae.